AAAUAAGUAUAAAUAACUGCAAUAUUACCUGUAGUUCGUAUCUGUGACAUACUCUUCGCAAGAAUGAGUAAGAUCGGUAUUUUAUUGUGCCUGGUUGCGACCACAGUUGCUUUGGAAACGCAGGAGCCUCUUCAGGAGUUUUCCAAUGGAAAUCAAAAGUUCAGUGCAGACGUGCUUAAGGUGGUCUUUACCGACGAACACAAUAAAGGUAUAAUCAGCCCUCUAUCAGUACAGUUAGUUUUGGCCCUAACAGCAGAGGGCGCUGAAGGGGACACUUACGACCAACUCAGGAAAGCAGUAAGCUUGCCUGACAAAGAGAGGACUACCGAAGCUGUCAAGGCCCUCCUGCCCAUCUUGAAUAAAUCCGCGAAAGAUUUCAAUGUAUCACUAGCCGACAAGCUGUACAUCGAUAAUAAGUUUAAAGUGAAAAGGAGUUUCAAAAAGGUCGCCGUCAGUGCUUAUCAAUCCGAUAUACAGAACGUAAAUUUUGCUAAGAGCGGUCCGACUGCUGAUUUGAUAAAUAAAUGGGUCGAGUCUAAAACGAACGAUAAGAUCAAAAAUUUGAUUCGUCCUAAUCAACUCACCGCUGACACCGAGCUGGUUCUUGUGAAUGCCGUGUAUUUGAGCGGAAAAUGGCAAACGCCUUUCCCACCAUCCAAGACUUCAAAAAAACCGUUCCACUAUCUCAAUAAAAAAGUUGAAGACGUAGAUACGAUGCAUUCUGCCGAAAACUCCAGGUACUUGUACCGCCGUUGCGGAUUCUUGCAGGCGCAGUUCUUGGAAAUUCCUUUCGAAGACAGCACCGUCAGCGUUACUUUCGUUCUACCCGACGCCCAGGAUGGUAUUGUAGAGUUACACAAGCACGUGGAACUUUUCUUGGAACCCCACAAUCUCACCCUACAGAGGGUAGCUGUCAGUUUGCCUAAAUUUUCCGCGUCUACAUACCAUGACUUCAAAGAAAUUGUAUCCAAAUUGGGAGCUACAAAGGUUUUCAGCAAAGAGGCUGACUUGUCGGGCAUAUCAGAAGAAAAGGAUCUUUACGUAGACUUCAUUCAACAGAAGGCUUUUAUAAAUAUUACUGAAGCUGGCGUUGAAGCUGCAGCUGCCACAGCAGCUGGAGUUGCAUCACUUUCCGCGUCAAUAGCCCGAGAACCUCCACAGCUGACGUUUAAUGCUGACCACCCAUUCUUCUACUACAUCAGAGAGAAUAAAUCUAAAGCUAUAAUAUUUGUCGGUCGCUACCAAUAAUAAUCUACAAGCUUGUACUUGCAAAAAUAAAUCGUAACUAGAUGAGCAUUA
Messenger RNA from Anoplophora glabripennis (Asian longhorned beetle), 1299 nucleotides. RefSeq names its product antichymotrypsin-2-like. Bases 64 to 1248 code for a protein of 394 amino acids. The record is from RefSeq and is a predicted model, not a curated record. Lineage: Eukaryota; Metazoa; Arthropoda; Insecta; Coleoptera; Cerambycidae. Gene Ontology annotation, molecular function: serine-type endopeptidase inhibitor activity. The transcript is spliced from 5 exons.